Messenger RNA from Hippocampus zosterae (dwarf seahorse), 988 nucleotides. It is a transcript of the gene prdx1, whose product is annotated as peroxiredoxin 1. The record is from RefSeq and is a predicted model, not a curated record. Gene Ontology annotation, cellular component: cytosol. The transcript has 6 exons. The coding region runs from base 161 to 757 and encodes 198 amino acids. Gene Ontology annotation, biological process: leukocyte activation; cell redox homeostasis; hydrogen peroxide catabolic process. NCBI's taxonomy places the organism in Eukaryota, Metazoa, Chordata, Actinopteri, Syngnathiformes, Syngnathidae. Gene Ontology annotation, molecular function: thioredoxin peroxidase activity.
GAGGAAGUGGAGAAAGUGAAAUCCCGUUUCUGAGCCGUAUUCACGCGAGAGGUGGUUUGCUUUAUAAACUGCUGCCUCGCGCUGCGCCUGGUUCCCCCAGCUUUCCUGUUGAAUACGCUCAAGUCGAGUAGUCAAAAAGGCUCCAACAAGUUUGCAAAAGAUGGCUGCAGGCAAAGCUCAAAUCGGAAAGAUGGCUCCAGAUUUCACAGCUAAAGCUGUGAUGCCAGAUGGCCAGUUCAAGGACCUGAAACUAUCUGACUACAAAGGCAAAUAUGUUGUCUUCUUCUUCUAUCCACUGGACUUCACUUUCGUGUGCCCAACUGAGAUCAUCGCAUUCAGUGAUGCGGCAGACGAAUUUAGGAAAAUUGGCUGCGAGGUCAUCGCCGCCUCCGUUGACUCUCACUUCUGCCACUUUGCAUGGACCAACACUCCACGUAAGGAGGGUGGUUUGGGUGCCAUGAAGAUCCCAAUGGUGUCUGACACGCGACAUACCAUUUCCACGGAUUACGGUGUUCUGAAGGAGGAUGAAGGCAUUGCCUACAGGGGUCUAUUCAUCAUUGAUGACAAGGGGAUCCUGAGACAGAUCACAAUCAACGACCUUCCCGUCGGCCGUUCUGUUGAGGAGACCUUGCGUCUGGUUCAGGCCUUUCAGUUCACUGACAAACACGGAGAAGUGUGCCCUGCCGGCUGGAAACCAGGAAGUGACAGCAUCAAACCUGACGUCCAGAAGAGCAAAGAGUUCUUCUCCAAACAGUGAUAAGCCCAAGGCCAAAGUCUGCUCCCUCCUCUAAGAGAUUUCAUAUCCAUAUUUGCAGAAAAUACAUUUUUUAUAUUUCGUUUGUGGAGUGAGUUUUAGUAAGCAUGUUCCAUUUCAUUGUCUUGUGCAUCAUGAAGACCAAACUGUAUUGUUUUGAGGUUUCAUAUACUGGUAGCUAAAUGUCUUUGUAAUUCCUUAUUGUAAAACCAUGAAGUGGAAAUGAAUCCACAA